Penicillium concentricum is the source of this 2223-nucleotide messenger RNA. Its product is annotated as transcriptional regulator family TF. Gene Ontology annotation, molecular function: zinc ion binding; DNA-binding transcription factor activity, RNA polymerase II-specific; DNA binding. The annotation marks the transcript as partial. The transcript is spliced from 4 exons. Gene Ontology annotation, biological process: DNA-templated transcription. Lineage: Eukaryota; Fungi; Ascomycota; Eurotiomycetes; Eurotiales; Aspergillaceae. The record is from RefSeq and is a predicted model, not a curated record. Gene Ontology annotation, cellular component: nucleus.
ACUCUAAGUGGCCGUGGUGCGAGCGUGCGAAGGUAUCGCUCCAAAUCACAGAGACCAUGCGAUUUGUGUCGGUCUCGCAAAGUUCACUGCAAUAUCCCUGAUCCAUCCCAGCCAUGUACACUUUGCGAGCGUACUAGGCGAUCUUGCACAUUUGUGGAAAAGCCGAAUCGUAGGCCCACCAAGAAACAAGCUCAAGACUUCGGCACACUGUCGCAAUCCCCUCGACCUGACGGGUUCUCGGGAUCUAUUGCCGGUGGCAUAGUCCCCUGUACAUCUAUCGACACACAGACGCCGCCCUCCAUUGUUCCACCAUCUCAGGAUGAUAUUCAAUCUCAACGACUUCCAGGCACAGAUGAUGGUUUUCUAUCCGACAUCCAUGGUGUGCCCAACGAAUCACUCCUCGACAGUUCCCUGAUCGCAACUGGCUGGCCUCGUGAUGACGGCGUUGACUGGCCCACGUUCAACAAUGAAGAUUUCCAGGAUAUGCUUGAUCAUUUUGGGCGAGAAAACGUCUCGGAACUCCUGCCUACUGACUCAACCGGCCGCCUUGGUCUCAAUACUGCCGAUCAGACUCCAUCACCGUCACAUUCUAGCCAACCUGAAGGCUUGGAAGAGUUGACCUUCGAUCAAAAGCCCGACUUCUCCUGUCAACUUUUUGGGUUUUCGGGCGAGUCCGACCCGUUCCUUCUGCGAAAUUAUCCGUACGACGACUCAGGUGAAGUGAAGUUCUUCAGGCUGAUUUAUAGAAUGGCAUCCAAUACAGCCGCUGGCCCCGAACCUGACCAACAGGGGACGAGCUUGGCCGGAGCCGUGCCUGUUUACUUUCUGCAAAACCAUAGCCAAACAGUAUCUCGGUCUUUGCAAGCUAUCGAAAAGUGCAUGUUCGAACAAGACAAAUGCGAUCCAAGAAUCCAACUCGACAAUCUCGUGAGUCCAGAGAUGGGAGUCGGACUAGUGAAGCUGUAUUUUCGGCACAUCUUUCAUGCUCUCCCGGUCCUUUCUCGGUCCUUCGUUUUUCGAGAUAUCGAAGCCUUCGUGAAAAAUGCCUCAGUUGGGCUUCUUGCCGCGAUAUACGCGCUUUCACUACAAUUCACUGCAUGGGAUGACAUUCUUUGCGUUGACAGUGGCUAUACCAAACCAUCCACGGACGACUUGUGGGGUAUAUCAUAUGCCUGUGUGCAGAGAGAGAUGCACUUUCCACGCCUAUCAACAAUCCAGACUUCUCUUUUACUCCUCAACUUCGACCCUUUCGAUCCAGCUUCCGCAGAGAAUCCUUCGGCGUGGGCUUUGGCAAACUCGACGUUAGCUAUUGCUCAGUCUUUGGGAUUGAAUAUGAAUCCUAUAGGCUGGGAUUUACCCAUCUGGGAGAUUCGCCUCCGGCGACGCCUGUGGUGGUGUGUUCUUGUCGAACACAGCUGGCGAGCCAUCACCCAUGGACGGCAGUCAAUAAUUUCCUACGAUAGCUGGAAUGUGACCCCUCUCACCUUGGCUGACUUUGAAGUCAACCUGGAUCCUGGAGCUGGGCUUGGAGUGGAUGAAGUUUGUCCGGAUUACUUUAUGCAUCUUAGUUUACUCACAAUCAUCGCCAACGAUUUGUGUCGGACCUUCUUCUCUCUCCGCUCUGUCUGUCAAAAACAACCUUUGGAUAGCUUGAUAGAUCAAGCCCGAGUGUUUCGCCAGCAACUACAUCAGUGGAUCGGUGCCCUGCCAGAGUCACUCCAGAUGCCAGCACCAGCGAGGACAAACUCAGAAACAGAGGAAGAACCAGUCGAUACCCGCGGUAGCUUGCACAUCUCAUACUUCACAGUUCAAAUCUUGCUUUUCCGUGCUCUUUUACGACCAAUACUCGACGACAAAAUAGGGCUAGACCACCUUCAAGCCUCGGUUGCAGCUAUCCUAGACGCAUCGCGAGGCUUGAUUCGCGCUGUGACUCGUUUCAUCUACAGCCUCGAUGUCAGGCAUCAAUCAGCCUUCUGGCCGACUUAUACGAGAUCAUGCUUCUCUUAUCCUGGGCAAUUCAGUUUCAUGCUAUGUUUCCAGCACAGAGAGCCGCAUAUGAUGAUUGAUGACCAAAAGCUCUUGGGUGUUUGGAGACAAACAUUGCGUACACGGGCUCCGUCUUGGCCAUUUCUUCGUUUUGCGGCUAUUCGAGUUGAUGGCAUCUAUUGGAAAAACUUGGUCAAUGUCGCAGCUGCUUCUCACACUGUUGAUACCUCAACAUGA